UUUGAAAGGUAUUGUCUGUUUUAUAACCGCUUGAAGAACAUUGAGCAAAAUGAAGGAGGCCUUGACAAGUUUUCAAAAAGUUACAAAACCUUUGGAGUUAACCAAUUUGUGGAUGGCGGAGUAUAUUGCAAAGAGUGGGCACCAGGAGCUGAAGCAGUGUUUCUCACAGGUGACUUCAAUGGCUGGAAUACAUUUUCUCAUCCAUAUAAGAAAAUAGAGCAUGGGAAAUGGGAGUUAUUUAUCCCACCUGGACAAGAUGGUUACCCUCCUGUGCCCCAUGGAUCAAAGCUAAAGGUGGUGAUUCGUGCUCAAAAUGGCGAACUCCUCUAUCGUAUUUCACCUUGGGCAAGAUACGUAGUCCGUGAUGAAGACAAAGUGAAUUAUGAUUGGGUAUUCUGGAAUCCACCACGGUCAUAUAUACGCAGGCAUCCUUCCCCCAAGAGACUGAAAAGCCUAAGAAUCUAUGAAUCUCAUGUGGGAAUUGCUUCCCCAGAAGGGAAAAUAGCUUCUUAUAAAAACUUCACAUACAAUGUACUACCUAGAAUAAAGGAUCUUGGAUAUAACUGUGUUCAGCUGAUGGCUAUUAUGGAACAUGCAUACUAUGCUAGUUUUGGUUAUCAGGUCACAAGCUUCUUUGCAGCAUCCAGCCGCUAUGGAACUCCAGAUGAUCUGAAGGAAAUGAUUGACGUUGCUCACUCAAUGGGCAUCACUGUUCUACUGGAUGUUGUGCACAGCCAUGCAUCAAAAAACUCUGAAGAUGGUCUCAACAAAUUCGAUGGUACGGAUUCUUGUUUCUUUCAUUCUGGUCCAAAAGGAACUCAUCAGCUCUGGGAUAGCAGACUUUUUGACUAUGCAAACUGGGAAGUUUUGAGGUUCCUUCUGUCUAAUUUGAGAAUGUGGAUAGAAGACUAUGGCUUUGAUGGCUUCCGAUUUGAUGGUGUUACAUCUAUGUUGUAUCAUAAUCAUGGGAUAGGCACAGGAUUCAGUGGGGAUUACAAUGAAUAUUUUGGCCUACAUGUGGAUGAAGAUGCUUUGUGUUAUCUAAUGCUGGCCAACUACAUGAUUAAUUUAUUGCAUCCGGAAUGCAUAACCAUAGCAGAGGAUGUUUCUGGAAUGCCAGCUCUUUGCCGUCCUGUUACAGAGGCAGGAGGGGGAUUUGAUUAUAGACUGGCCAUGGCUAUUCCAGAUAAGUGGAUACAGAUAAUUAAAGAGCUGAAGGAUGAAGACUGGAACAUGGGCAAUAUUGUCUAUACAUUAACGAACAGGCGGCAUGAAGAAAAGUACAUUGCAUAUGCAGAAAGCCAUGACCAGGCACUUGUUGGUGAUAAGACAUUGGCAUUUCGAUUGAUGGAUGCAGAGAUGUACACAAACAUGAGCGUGUUCUCCCCUUUUACUCCAGUUAUUGAUCGUGGAAUACAGCUUCAUAAAAUGAUUCGUCUCAUUACUCAUGCACUUGGAGGAGACAGCUAUCUGAACUUCAUGGGUAAUGAAUUUGGGCAUCCAGAAUGGCUUGACUUUCCCAGAAAAGGGAAUAAUGAGAGCUACCACUAUGCCAGAAGACAGUUUAAUCUUACUGAUGAUCAUCUUCUUCGCUAUAGAUUCCUAAAUGCAUUUGACAGAGAUAUGAAUAAAUUGGAAGAAAGAUUUGGCUGGCUUGCAUCUCCCCCGGCCUUUGUGAGUGAAAAGCAUGAAUCCAAUAAGGUCAUUGCGUUUGAGAGGGCAGGUCUCAUUUUUAUUUUCAACUUCCAUCCACAACAAAGUUACGUGGACUACAGAGUGGGUGUUGAAACUCCAGGAAAGUAUAAAAUCCUUCUGGAUUCUGAUGCUCCAGAGUAUGGAGGACAUCAAAGACUGGACCACAGUACAGAAUACUUCUCUGAAGAAUAUCCUCAUAAUUAUCGGCAAAAUUCACUUAUGCAAUCCAAUUCACAGAGCAGCUUCAGUCAACGCCCCAGAAGAUGUCACAAGCACCACAUAGAGGUAAAAUGCCAGUAAAAGGACACCAAGUAAAAGUAAUUGGGAAAAGUUCUGG
Molecule: messenger RNA, 2032 nt
Organism: Struthio camelus australis
Lineage: Eukaryota; Metazoa; Chordata; Aves; Struthioniformes; Struthionidae
Source: RefSeq, a predicted model, not a curated record